AUGGAAGAAAAGCAAAGAUUGUCGCCAAGUCCCGGGCGAGAUGAACAAGGCGUUGGACUGGACCACAACGAGACUAAUGCACAACAAAACGUCGAUGGGGUUGUACAAGUUGCAGACGAGAUCAACUAUGAAGACUCGGAAGUUGGGGUCAACGAAGAAAACGAGCGGGAGGCCGAGGACGAUGAGGAAGCAAACAACGUAGACACGAACAUAAUAUCCGAGUCUGUGGAACAGGAACAUAUUCAUGAUGAAGCCAGAAAAACAACAGGUAGUUCCAGCGAGGUUAAAAAAGAGCCCGGUGCCGAGGGUAUUCCGUUGCCUCAGGAAGGAAGCGCAGAUAUGGAAGAAAACAAGGCCGCAAUGGGCCCCCAGGAGCAAGUUUCCAGUGACUACAUGUUCACCUCGAGACCGCAAAUGGAAAGCACAAUCAGCUUGUCGUCGCUACAGAAGCAAACUCACACGAUUGUUUUACCGUCUUACAGUGCAUGGUUCGACAUGAAGAAGAUCCAUAAAAUCGAGAAGGAGUCGCUUCCAGAGUUCUUCAACGGAAGCAACAAAAACAAAACUCCUCAGAUAUAUGCUCGGUACCGGAACUUUAUGGUAAACACGUACAGACUAAAUCCCAACGAGUACUUGUCCUUCACUGCCGUCAGAAGAAACCUUGUUGGAGAUGCUGGCACAUUGCUCCGACUACACAAAUUCUUAGACAAAUGGGGAAUAAUCAACUACCAAGUGAACCCAGAAACGCGCCCUGUGCCGUUAGAGCCCCCGUACACGGGAGACUUCACAGUUGACUUCGACACUCCACGAGGAUUAUUUCCUUUUGAGAGCUACAAACCUCCUGUGGAGCUUCCUGACAUGUCGAAAGUGAAGGAACUACUGAACUCGAGCAACGACGGCAGCGCAAUAUCAAAUGGAGAACCGAACAAACGGCGGAAAAUUAUAAAACCAGACAUCAACAAAGGCUGGUCUCAGGCGGAUUUGGAGAAGCUGGUUGAAGGAGUCAGGCAGUUUCCUAACGAAUGGCACAAGAUUGCAGAGCAUGUUGGCAACAAGAGUCCAGAGCAAUGUAUUAUACGCUUUUUGCAGUUCCCGAUCGAGGACGAAUUUUUGGAGAAAAACAGAGAACAUCUUGGCCCAUUGAAGUAUGUGCCCAAUUUAUCAUUUUCGCCCAACGAUAACCCUAUAAUGUCGACUUUGGCCUUUUUGACGUCUAUCGUGGACACAGAGGCGGCUGUUGCUGCUGCAGAUCGGGCAAAGAAGGUGAUGGAUGAUAAAUUGACUCAACUGCUCGACGGGUCAGGCCAGAGCGAAGAGACGAAGCAGAUAAAGGAUGAGCCUAAGGAGGACUCAAACGGGGAGCAGGACAGAAUGGAAGUGGAAGACCCUCUCACGGACGUGAAAGAUGCGGCAAACACGUCGUUUGGGCUUGCGGCAGCGCGGUCGCAUGUUUUCGCCAACUACGAGGAGAGAGAGAUGAACAAAGCUAUGACCGCUAUUGUGAACAACGAGUUGAAGCUGGUGGAGCUGAAGCUGAACAAGCUGAGCAAGCUGGACAGGCUAUUUGAGUAUCAGAAGAAACAGCUCUCAAAGAAGAACGACGAGCUGUUCCUGGACCGUCUUUCGUUCUUCAAGACUGCCAACACUGUGUCGUCGAAAUUGAUGCAGGCCAUCGAGCUGUUGCAAGACAAGAGCGACGGCGGAGAGAAAGUGAAGAAGCUAGUGUUGGACGCCAGAGAGCUGAUCAUGAAGCCUCCAAAGAAGAGCCUCAAUGUGCUUGGGUUCGAGUCGAAGGACGAAGAGCGCAGCCUCGGAGAAGAGGAGGUGAAGCCGGUGAGCUACGAGGCUCCUCAAUUGUAUAGAUAUUGGUCAGGAUAA
Molecule: messenger RNA, 1878 nt
Organism: Ogataea parapolymorpha DL-1
Lineage: Eukaryota; Fungi; Ascomycota; Pichiomycetes; Pichiales; Pichiaceae
Product: SWI/SNF complex subunit SMARCC1
Exons: 1
Coding region: 1-1878 (625 amino acids)
Biological process (GO): positive regulation of DNA-templated transcription
Cellular component (GO): SWI/SNF complex
Molecular function (GO): DNA binding; histone binding
Source: RefSeq, a predicted model, not a curated record